This is a messenger RNA of Pimephales promelas (fathead minnow), 6773 nucleotides long. RefSeq names its product KIAA0232 ortholog. NCBI's taxonomy places the organism in Eukaryota, Metazoa, Chordata, Actinopteri, Cypriniformes, Leuciscidae. The record is from RefSeq and is a predicted model, not a curated record.
AUUUGUAAUCUGUCUUGUUGCCUGGAGAUAAGUAAAAUGGAGUCUGAAAUCGCCUUUAAAGUCCUUCCUUCUCAGCCAUGUUGGCUCAACCGGAAUCGUCAUAGGAUGUUUGGAGACAUAUGAUGCAGGUUCAGCUUGAUCCAAAAUGUCGUCACCUGCGUCCUAACUCGAGUUAAGGACGUAACAUAUUUUACCCCGCGCCUGAUAUCUGUGACGCGAUUGCGGCGGACGCGGACCUUCGGAGCUCCAGCUCGGAACGGCAGCGGGAGAGAAGUCAUCGCUUCUCCUGCUGCUAUUUAGCACACUGCGUAGGGUUACAGCAGGUUGAGCCUGGAACCAGCUGUCCUCCAAGAUGAACCCUUAUGAGUGAACGUGAGCCUAUUCAGUAAGCUGUUAGCUUCCAGUGGUCAAAGCCAUGCCUGAAGAUUAGAGCCUCUCUCUUGCUUGCAGCAAUACAAAUAUACAGAAGAAUCUACAUGAGUCUUCAUGUAGACCUUCCUGUGUUUGCCCUGCUGGAUUGAGUCCUUCCUCCCCUAAAUAUAAUAUCAGCUCUGUCCGUUUCAUACCACUCCGUCUUGCACUUUCAUGUCCACCUGGGAACAUGCAGCUGCAUUUAAGUAUGGCUCCAACCUAGUCUCAUGCGUCCAAUGAGUGGAGAGUCAGACGGCCCUGCUCCUGAAAGAGUCUCGCAGGCCUUUCCUUUGUCAGGCCCUGUGUCCUCCUCAGAGAUGUCCUCACUGCAGUCACUAGGGCCAGUGCAGAGCUGGCUGGGUCAGGAGUUGGAGAAAUGUGGCAUAGAUGCUAUGAUCUACACCCGCUAUGUCCUUAGUCUGCUACUGCACGACAGCUAUGACUAUGAUCUGCAGGACCAGAUAAAAAAACACCAAACAACAGUACGAAACCUUCCUUGUGCACAGGAAAAUGACAUCUUCCUGGGCUGGGAGAAAGGAACAGGGAAGAAAUGGGGGAAGAGUAAGAAGAAGGGAGUGACUGACCUUAGUCUUGAAGAGAUGAAGAAACAAGCUGCUGUGCAAUGUUUGCGUUCAGCAUCUGAUGAAAAUUCUGGAAUUGAAAGCUUGGUCGAGGAGCUUUGCUCUAAACUCAAGGAUAUUCAAAAUAAACAUGCAGAAAAAGAAAAGCAAGGAAAUAAAAAAUCUGAUAUAUCUCAGUCUCCUGAACCAGAUGAAUCCCUUUCUUCUAAGGACCAGGUUGAGAUGUACUAUGAAGCCUUUCCACCUCUGUCAGAAAAACCUGUUUGUCUCAAAGAAAUUAUGACAGUGUGGAACAAAGCUAAAGCCUGCACAUAUUCCAGCUCAUCAUCAUCUGCUGUCCCUCAAACAAGCACAGACACAUCCUCUCCAAAAGACUGCACCAGCGAAGGUGAAGCCUUUAAAGACCGAACAGUUGAUGUACCCAGUUCCACCACCACAACCAACGAGAGGGCCCAGCAGCGACGCAUUAAGAGGGAGAAGGAAAACCGAUUCCAUGGAAGUGCAACAGGAAUGCCUGAUAAUCAGGUUGCACCUCAUAGUAAGAGGCAACCCAGACACCGAUCUGAGGGAAGGUUCCGUCCCAGAUCAUGGUCCUCUGGCUCGAGUGAGGCUGGUUCAAGCUCCAGUGGUAACCAGGGUGACCAGACCCCUAGUUGCAAAACAGUCCGCCUAAGACACAAGUCUCGAGAGGUCAGCAGCAGAAGCAAAAGAGGCCGAAGUGGCAGUGGACAGGUCAAACUGGCCCUAAAAGUCAUCGACAAAGAGGAACGGAAAAAUUCACGUGGCAAUGUCAGUACCACUGGAGGCCCACCUAAGCAGCAGCACUACAUGAAAAAAAGCAAGAGACCUCUGAGGGAGAUCCGCAAAGAUGCUAAUCUAGUUGAGGCACAGGAGUCAGGAGGAGAGGCCAAUAAAAAGGAAUAUAUGGAGGAGCCUCUUUGGUACACAGAGCCCAUCUCUGAGUACUUUGUCCCUCUCAGUAGAAGUAAAUUGGAGACAAAGUAUCGGAGUACAGAAGACUCUUCCAAUGACUUAGCUAUGUCCAUUGAUAUGGACUGUCUAUCGGAGAGAAUUCAAGGAAUCUGCAUUGCAAAUUCUUGUUUUCAAAGGGCAUACCUUGCAGCAGGCACUUUUGUGGAUGGCCACUUCAUUGAAGUGCCUGGUGAAGGUGAUGAAGAGGCUCCUGAACUGAAUGGGAUUCCAAGCUGCCAUCCUCCUGAAGAUGGUCAAGAUUUAGAUGAUGAGCAUCUGUCUGAAUUCACUCACUUCUAUGAAGUUGAUCUUUACCAAUCCAUAUUGGAUCCUAGUGCCUCAGAUGCGGUACAAGAAAGUCGAAUCCUGAACAUGAUUCGACAGAAGAGCAUUGAGCGAAAACACUUUGAAGCAGGAUGUGUAGUUUUAGAUGGCCUUGAGCUGCAAGGGGAAAGUGCAAUAAGGGUUGAUUCUCUGGGAGCUUCAGAAGCAGAUGUUUCUAUCACUCAAGAUAUGGAAACCAUUGCCCAAGUCUGGGAGUGCUGUUCAUCUUCUAGCCUGGAGGAUUUAGAGGGAGAAAGUUGUCCUGGUGACUCUCCAGUCAGGCUCUCCCCAGUGUUGGACAGUGUUCCAUUUAAUUUUAGCAACCUAUCAGGAGCUUUUGUAGGGCAUCAUCUCCAAGAAGCCAGUGGUAGCAUCUCUGACCUAAACUCCUGCUUUUCACUUUUUGAGUUGCAGUACGAUAGCCCUUCCUUUUCUUUUCCCUGUGACUCUCUCACACCGGGUCAGGACAAUGUAGAUUCAAGUAGCUGUUUAGAUCCACAAAGAAACAAACAAUCCCGUUUGCUAAUUUGGACCAAAAACAGUGCCUUUGAUGAAACGGAACACUGCUCUAACUUAUCAACGAGGACCUGCAGUCCAUGGUCCCACUCAGAGGAGACACGGUCAGAUAGUGAGCAGAUCAAUGCUCUGGCAGAUGAAUCUGUUUUGUUUGGCAAUGAAGAGGUCAGCUGUAUCUCCCUUAUCCCACCUUUAUGCCUAGAGGAGGAGCUUUUAGAUUUCUUUCAAGAGAACUCGAGUCACCAGCAGGAAGAAACAAAUAUAGGUGUAGAGUCCAACCAGCCCUUCAAUAAGAAAUCGAAAUUGGAGUCUGUUUGUGGCAUAGCAUUAGAGCAGGAUGAGAGUAAACUCUAUAAUGCUGUUGUGUUUUCUGAUGUCCCAAAUCAACAAAGUGAUGAAUACACCUCAGGGAUAAUAAAAGACAUUUGGAUGGCUAUUGGAGACCGAGACUGUGUCUUAACUCUUGGGGUAAAGAAUACAGGGGAACACUUCUUUUCAGAGGAGGCUCCUGGCUACCAAUGCAGCUGUCUUGACAAGGAUGUAAAAGGUGAAAUUAUUCAAAAGACAGAUGCGCAGUGUUCGGAGUAUCAUCUUUGGGAUGGGCAGAAAGAAGAUGAGGGACUUCCUAAAAACAAGCUCUCUAAAAUAAAUGAUGGGGAUUACACAACACCGGCCAAGCCCUGGAAUUGUAAUUCACAGGACAGCACCUCAUUUAUCCUCGGCGGGGUUUAUGGAGAACUCAAGACUCUAAGUGGCGACAGAGAAUGGGCUAUGGUUCCACCUGGUGAUGCUUGUGGCAGUUUGUUGCAGUGUGCAGCAGCCACGUCUUCUGACAUGGUAACCAUUGCAGGAGCGGAUGUGUUUAUGAACACGAGCAGUCGCUUUGCUCCUGGCCACAGACCGUUGUGGAGACCUCUUGUGUCCCUUGGUCAAAAUGAGCAGACUUCCAAGGGACCAGGGGAUGGUUUGAAUAAGGGAUUUUCUGUUGUCUUCCAUGAAGAUUUACUGGGAUCAUGCGGAGGGUUCCGUGGAGAAGAGUCAGGACUUGAUUACCCAUUUUCAUCCUUUGAUUUAAACAACCCUUUUUCCCAGGUCCUGCAUGUGGAGUGCUCCUUUGAGCCAGAGGAUAUGGCCUCGUUCAGCCCGGGAUUCAAGCCAAAAUCCAUAUUAUGCUCAGACAAUGAGCCCUUUUGCCCUUGGUUAUAUGGCAUCAAUCGGACUCAGUAUCGGGCCAUUCGAAUUUCCCCAAGGACCCAUUUCCGGCCAAUAUCUGCUUCUGAACUGUCUCCAGGUGGGUGCAGUGAGUCAGAUGUAGAGUCAGAUGAGAAAGAGGAAGCAAGUCUUCCGGUUAGUCAAGCAGACCUCUUUGAUGACCCACAGGCUGACCUCAAGCCUCUCGAGGAGGACGCAGAGUGUGAGGGCCCUUACUAUGGGAAAUCUGAGCUGGAGUCUGGGAAGUUCCUACCCAGAUUAAAGAAGUCUGGCAUGGAGAAGAGUGCCCAGACAUCACUCGAUUCACAGGAGGGUGGGAGCACCCUUUUGCCGAUUUCUGAACAAGAGAUUUGCGUACAUUGUGAGACGGCAGUGGUUUCGAAGCCAUGUUCUCAUGUGCAGUCCUCUGUUCAACAAGCAGAAGGCAGCAAAGAGACCGAGUCUUGCAAAUGUGCUGCAAAUGAUCAGAUUCCUGAAACUGGGAAGUCACUUGAUGUUGCUCAAGAUAUGCAUGAGUUUCCUCUGUUGAAUUUUGGAGAACAGUGCUUAACUAAUAUGCAGCAAGAAGAGUGCUGGUGGCAGAGUACUCUAUGUUCUCCUUUAUUUCCAGGUUCUCAGUGUGGAGGAAGCAGUAAUGUAUGAAUCUUCUGCUUAACGUGGAGGCAUACCGAUGCUAUUUUCCUCCUAUCACUUUCAACCAUAAACCAGAGGAGGGACAGGAGGAACCUUACAAGAACAGUGAGCCCUGCGCCUACAGUGGGUUCUCACUUAACCACCCUGUCCUAAGCCCUGUUAUUCCUCAGUUCAUCUAAAAUGGUGUAUCAGCAAGAUGAAAACAGAGAGGGGAAAACAUGGCAAUAGGUUGAACAUACAGAUAGAUGAUUCUGGUCAACAGCAUAUAUUAUAGACCUGUUUUCAGUCUGUUAAGUCCAAGGUUGAUCAAUUUUGAAAAGAAAAAAAACGGCAUAGUUAAGCAUUAAGAUUUGUUCUUUAUUUACUACCCCUUAUAGAUUUUAGCUUCACUUUUAUGUUUGAUCUAGGAUACACUAUAAUUGUGGUCCUACUGAUUGUGCAUGUGCUUGUGAACCUAGUCUCAGUCCUUCUAAUAGUCAAAGUUUCUGUGACCGAACUAUGAAUACUCAGAAGUCAGGUUGAAAGCACUACAAUUGCAACACCCCCUUCCCCUGCCGAUAAUUUUUUUUUUGUCUUAUUUUUUUCCUUCUAAAUGACUUAUAGAGGAUAGAGUUGUGUGAGGUUUGGCGUGUUGAAAGAAAAUUGCUUUUGUCCCCUGCCAUGCUGCUUUGAAAGCAUCUUAAAGAAAUAGAGCAGGGUAAUAUAUUGAAAGUGUAAUAAAACAAUAAGCAUACUAAAAUGUUGAAUGUAGAAACAGAGCUUUGCCCUUGAAAUCUGAAGUUGCUUUCUUUGCUUGAGUUUACAGAGUUUCCCAGCCAUUUGAUAAAGGUUUACCAAUUCGCUAGGUUAUUUUUUUUUUUUCACUUCAGGUUUUAAAAAAUCUUUUUUUCCUUUCUUACUGUCAGUUUGGUUUGAUUUGUGAAGUUACCUUUCAUAAAAGUUAAUUUUGGAGAGUUCUUGUGUCAAAGAAUAGUUUACAUUUUCCUGAAUACAUAUGGCAAGAUAUCUGGAAAGCAUGUAAAAUAUAAAUGCUGCAGAUAAUGGAAAAUAGUUAACAGAAUAUUUUGACCCAUAUAAUUUCAGAUAAGUAAGUCUUUAAAAAAAAAAAAAAACUAUUACUCAGUUGAUGGUGUAUAUCUGUUGCAGUUUGCUAUUGUAGCCAUGACGUUAUGUAUUUUUUCUUUAAGGUUAGUGUUCAUUUUGGGCUUUUCAGUUAAUUUUUUCCCCCUUAUUUAUCAACAAAAUUGCGACCACUGAUUAUUCAUAUAACAUACCUUUUACUUGUUUUAGAAAUCUGUGGCUGUUUCAGUGUGGACUUAUGCAUCAUACUCAUGGCAUGGGCAAGAUCUAGAUCUAAUAUGAAAAGUGGUUUAUAAAAGCAAUAUAGUAUUUUGGCACACAAUAACUCUACAACCUUAUGAUAUUGAUGUAUUUUUGUGUUUGAGGAACAUACAUGGGGUUUAUUUUUGAAAUGUUACUUUAAUUUAGUUUCAUUCCCCUCUGUUUUCAUUUGAAUAAGGCCUAAAUUACUUUUCCUGCAAAGUUUGAAAGGUUGCUUGCCUAUACAAUUUUAAUGGCUGUGGAAUUGGGUAUGGUCACGGUGUAACCCUUUUAUGUUCAUAAUGCAAAAUCCAGUCCAUCCUAAAUUUGUUUUGUGAUCUAAUACCAUCAUUUACACCUGUGACUUAUCUAUUUCCUUUUGUCUGCUUCUUGACCUUAACAGAUCGAACAUAGCUUUAAAGCCUGGACGAUUCAGCUUUGUGUUUUGUUACAAAUAUUACAAGUGAGAAAUUACUAAAAUUGACAUUUUAAAAGUACCCUCUAUUUUUUUUUUUUUCUUUUGAAAAAUGUUAGUGUGCUUUUUUUUCCUGUACCAAUGUGGGAAACUUUGUUUUAAAGCAUUACUUGUUAAAUAUUUUCAGGGGGAAUUUGAAUGUGACAAUGAAAUGGAAAAUAAUAAUGCCCCAUCAGCAUUGACCAAAAACGAUUCCUUCAUUUGGCACAAGGAUUUAAGUUUUUAAACUUGCUUUGGCAUCAGAUGUCCACAAAAAAAACAAAAAAGCCCCUUUGCAAGAGUUUAUUUUGUUGACCUGUUCUGAGAUGCACUUUGGGUUAAAUUGAGAG